GAAAAGAUUAUUCAAUUCUUUCACUAGUCAGCCAAAGCGUCAUGCUUGUGGCUUCGUUAAUCGUCGACUUGCACCCAUCUCGUAUUAUGCCGAGGUUGAUUUGCGCCGGGACGGAUAUCAGUCUGGCUACCUAUUCUCUGUCUGGAGGGAACACGAUCCGUCGGGGAAAUGCCAUGCUGGGCCGGAGUUCUUAUCAGGGCUUGUUGAUCCUUAGCAACGUGGCAGAAGAAAAUUUACCAUGGUACCUUGCAUCAGCUAGUUGAAAGGGUGAAGACAUAUUUGGUGUCUGCCGUAGC
Molecule: messenger RNA, 296 nt
Organism: Neurospora tetrasperma FGSC 2508
Lineage: Eukaryota; Fungi; Ascomycota; Sordariomycetes; Sordariales; Sordariaceae
Exons: 2
Coding region: 42-263 (73 amino acids)
Source: RefSeq, a predicted model, not a curated record